AUGUGCUUUAGUAGUAUCGGAGUUGAAUUCCGCUCUCCCAAUGAACUAUCAUCCUCUAGCUCAGCCAUCUUUGCAGCAGCCACUCCCACCUCUGGUCCCUCGGUAGCCGCCGGAGGCCCAUCAGCUGGUUCUCAGCCUGCGAGAACUGAAGGUAUAUUCGAGCAAUUACCCUGGCCCUCGGAGCCCGGCCCACGUCUCGACCUUGAUGAGAAGAUUUUCUGGGCCACUUCAGAACGUUGUGGUAGACGGAUGCAAACCGGAGAGUUUGUUUCCAGCUGGAGAUGGACUGGCUUUCACUUCGGCCUCGACGUUGUCAUAAAAUACAAGCGGAGAGUCUUCUAUGUGAUCCGUUUUACUGAACCAACAACUGCUGACGGUGCUGUAUCGCAUGCCUUGCGGCAUCGGUUGCUCCUCUUCAUGCGUGUUAUUUCCGCCCAGAAUAAGGCAUUUUCCGAGCCUCAGACUAUUUCCGAUCAGAGCGAACCAACCACAGAUCCCGAUAGAAACAGAGUCGGUGAACCUGCUGAUGCUUCUGGCGAGUUCCGUACUGCCGAGGUCUCUGGAACGCCUGAUUUCGCUUCAUUCAAUGCUGGCGCCUACUUUUCAUGCCCCCAUGUCGUUUCAACUCCUGGAGUCCUCUCGCUG
This is a messenger RNA of Protopolystoma xenopodis, 645 nucleotides long. Lineage: Eukaryota; Metazoa; Platyhelminthes; Monogenea; Polystomatidea; Polystomatidae. The record is from the annotation of a GenBank genome assembly.